UAAAAAAAAGUAGAAUUCCACAAUGGAAACCAAGAAUAUUGCAGCUCUCGUCUUGGUCCUCGCUGCCCUUCUUUGCCACAUGCGCACAGGUGACGCCCAGCGAUCUUGCGGCAAGUCGGACAUCACAAUCGCGGUGCGCAAGACGGGGAAGGUCGUGGGGAGGCAGAAGGAGUACGAGGUGGAGAUCGGGACGUCGUGCUCGUGCCCGAUGAAGGACGUGCGAGUGUGGUGCGGCGGCCUUGAGGACAGCGCAGUGCCGCUGGACGGCGGCAAGGUGGAGGUGGACGAGGGGAUGUGCGUCCUCAAGCAGCCCGUGGUGAGGGGCUCGCCGCUCGUGUUGAGGUACUCCUCGGUGGUGCCGGUGAACUUCCGCGUGUUCAACGCGGCCCCUUACUGCUAAGCUCGCACGUGCCUGCGUGCUUCCGGCAUUAACCAGGUGCCGUGUAAACGUCGUGGUAUCCCUCGCAAAUAAUGCAGUACUCAGUAUGUGUACCAAGUCAUUUACUUAAUUUAGUGGUUUUGUUCUGUGGGUGCGUCGUCGCACUUAUUGCAA
Messenger RNA from Aegilops tauschii subsp. strangulata, 553 nucleotides. RefSeq lists its product as uncharacterized. The record is from RefSeq and is a predicted model, not a curated record. Gene Ontology annotation, biological process: cell fate determination. NCBI's taxonomy places the organism in Eukaryota, Viridiplantae, Streptophyta, Magnoliopsida, Poales, Poaceae.